Messenger RNA from Arachis duranensis, 1641 nucleotides. RefSeq lists its product as uncharacterized. The record is from RefSeq and is a predicted model, not a curated record. The coding region runs from base 1 to 1641 and encodes 546 amino acids. Gene Ontology annotation, biological process: DNA integration. The transcript has a single exon. Gene Ontology annotation, molecular function: nucleic acid binding; RNA-DNA hybrid ribonuclease activity. Lineage: Eukaryota; Viridiplantae; Streptophyta; Magnoliopsida; Fabales; Fabaceae.
AUGGAAUUCACAGUGCAAAGAAGCAUUCUAGGAGUUCAAAAGGUUCUUAAGUCAACCUCCAAUUUGACCCGACCAAUAGUUGGGAAAGAGCUCGUCCUGUAUUUGUCCGUAGUGGACAAAGCUGUAGCAUCAGCUCUAAUACGGGAAGAUGAGGUCGAGCAGCAUCCUAUAUAUUUCACCAGUAAAGUUCUACAAGGUCCUGAGCUAAGGUACCAAAAACUGGAGAAGUUUGCGUACUCCUUAGUAGUAGCCUCACAUAGGCUACGGCCUUACUUUCAAGCUCGCACCAUAAAGGUUCGAACGAACCAACCCAUGAAGCAAAUCCUUCAAAAGAAAGAUAUUGCAAGAAGAAUGGUUCAAUGGGCAAUAGAGCUCUCCAAGUUUGACCUAAAAUACAAAACCCGGAUGGCGAUUAAAUCCCAAUGCCUCACCGACUUCAUAGCGGAAUAUGCAGGAGACAAAGAGGAAGAAUCCACUACAUGGGAACUAUACAUAGAUGGAUUCUCAAACAAAAUGGGAAGUGGUGCAAGUAUAAUACUGGUCAAUAAAGAGGGAACACAAAUAGAGAUUUUCCUCAAAUUUGAAUUCUCGGCUUCCAACAAUCAGGCAGAAUAUGAAGCCUUGAUCGCAGGAUUAAAACUAGCGGAGGAAGUCGGUGUGACAAAAGUAAUGAUAUUCAGUGACUCUCAGGUGGUGACCUCCCAGAUAAACGAAGAGUAUCAGGCCAAAGAUCCCAAUAUGAAAAGGUACUUGGAGAAAACCUUGGAAUAUCUUAGGCGUUUUGCAGAAACUGAAAUCAAGCAUAUAACUCGGGACCUCAACAGCAGAGCGGACUCCCUCUCCAAGCUAGCAAGUACCAAGCCAGGAGGGAAUAAUAAAAGCCUGAUCCAGAAAACUCUCCAAGAGCCCUCUGUAGUAAAAAUAGAGGCCAAACAAGAUGUCCUUGAAAUCUCUGGAUCAGACCUCGAAUGGAUGAACCCUUUAGUCGAAUACCUAAAAUUCGACAUCCUGCCCAAAGAGGAAAAAGAGGCUAAAAAGAUCCAAAGGGAAGAACAAAGCUACACCCUGGUAAAAAAUAUUCUCUAUAAAAGGGGAAUAUCAACACCACUAUUAAAGUGCGUCCCGACCUCAAGGACAGCUGUAGUCUUAGAAGAGGUCCACAAUGGUAUCUGCGGAAACCAUCUCGGAGACAGGUCGCUAGCCAGAAAAGUUAUCCGAGCUGGGUUCUACUGGCCGAUUUUGCAAAAAGAUACUACAGAAUUCAUGAAGAAGUGCCAGCCAUGCCAAAUGCAUGCAAACUUCCACGUUGCUCCCCCUGAGGAGCUAAUCAGUAUAACUUCUCCAUGGCUAUUCACAAAAUGGGGAUUGGACUUGCUAGGACCAUUUCCCCAAGCGCCUGGGCAAGUAAAAUACCUAAUAGUGAGAGUAGACUACUUCACGAAGUGGAUAGAAGCAGAACCAUUGGCCACCAUCACCGCUCAGAGAAGUCGAAAGUUCCCCUACAAGAACAUUAUCACAAGGUAUGGAGUACCUCACUCCAUCACCACAGAUAAUGGCACCCAGUUCACCGAUUCGAUCUUCAGGAACCUGGUAGCCAACAUGAAGAUCAAGCAUCAAUUCACCUCGGUAGAACACCCAUAA